ACAGAAACACACUGAUGUUCGAUCGACGUACCAAUUCAUUUUGCGUGAUAAGACAUAAUCAAUUCGAAACUACUGUAAUCCGGUCCUAUCGCCAAUCCGAUCAUGACCGAUGAUGUGAAAAGGUUUUUCCUCACAAUCCUGAAACGAGUCACUGGUCUCAAUUGCAUCAUAAUCACGGACCGAGAUGGAGUGCCGCUAAUGCGGGUUGGUGACGAUAAAUCGGUUGGAAUGAUAAUGCGACCGGCGUUUCACACUACCUUCGCAAUGGCAACGGAGCAAUCGAACAAACUGGGGCUGGGACGAAACCGGAACAUUAUCUCUAUCUACACCGGUUACCAAGUGGUGCAGAUGAACAAGUUGCCGCUCUUAGUAACCUUCAUAGGCACUGAAAGUUGCAAUAUCGGCCAUAUUCUUGCCCUCGAUCAGCAGGUCGAGACCAUGCUGGACGAGGUAAAAGCUGCCGUUACUGAAACGUGAGACGGAACAUGUGAUUACUUUGCGAGUUAAUAAAUGCUAAAUGAAAAAUAAAACAUAUGUUGCAAACUUGCAUGGUCACC
This is a messenger RNA of Anopheles bellator, 557 nucleotides long. It is a transcript of the gene Lamtor3, whose product is annotated as ragulator complex protein LAMTOR3 homolog. Gene Ontology annotation, biological process: cellular response to amino acid stimulus; positive regulation of TOR signaling. The coding region runs from base 103 to 477 and encodes 124 amino acids. The transcript has 3 exons. Gene Ontology annotation, cellular component: Ragulator complex. Lineage: Eukaryota; Metazoa; Arthropoda; Insecta; Diptera; Culicidae. The record is from RefSeq and is a predicted model, not a curated record.